UUGGGUUGAAGCUUGUCAGUUGUCACUCGGCUAAAUCAGAAUACAGAAUCGGGUUACGGAGUACGAACAAAAUGCAGUUCACCAGUGCCAGGAUAUUUCUAGUGUGGAUGGGUCUCAUGUGCCUGGUUCCUUACAGUGUCGAGGCCUCUAAUGGAUUCCCGUCGCCCCUGAAGCGCUGCAAGGUGCAGGACGAGGUCUGCCUCGUGGCACAGGCGCAGACCUUUUUCAGAGCCUUCAAACGAGGCAUUCCGGAGCGGCAGGUGGCCAGUCUGGAACCCAUCGAGCUGGACACCAUGCGCGUGGAGAGCGGAGGCCACUCGAAGUCGCUGCAGUUCAAGCUGGUCAUACACAAAGCCAAGCUGCACAACCUGGCCAACUCCGCGGUGGUGAAGAGCGUGAAGGGCUUCACCAAGGACCUUACCAAGCCGCUCAAGCUAACCAUGGUCAUGGAUGCACCCGAACUGAUGUUGCGGGCCAAGUACGAUGUGGACGGCAAACUGCUCAUCCUGCCAAUCGUUGGCAAGGGCGAUAUAACCAUUCGGUUGGACGAGGUCCAGACCAAGUCGAGGAUUAUGGCGGAGCCGGUGAAGCGGGCUGAUGGCCAUACAUACCUUAACAUCACCGACUACCAGACGGUGACCAAGAUCAAGAGUGGCCACUUCGACUUGUCGAACCUGUUCAACGACAACGUGGAGUUGCGGGAGAGCACCUUGAAGGUCCUUAACCAGGAGUGGAACGCCCUGGCUGCGGAUGUCCAACCGAAAAUCAACGAGGCCUGCUCCAAGGCCUUCAAAUCCAUCCUGCAAAAUCUGUGGAAUAAUAUACCCUAUGACGAGUUCUUCGAGACGGAAUAAACACUGUGCCAAGUGAAGCACUGUUUACGCAAGAAUAUUAUACUUAAUACUUUGUUGAAUACUGUUUCAGUCAUGAAACUAAUACAUAUGUAUCUCAAAAUAAUUAGAGCAUUUAAAAAAAAGAUUUCUUCUAUUUAAAGGCAUCUCCUUUAUGAGCGAUCAAGUUCUGGGCUUUAAGUUUGCAAUCAAAAUAGGUUAAACUUGUUUUUUAUUUCUAGAAAAGGAUUACGCUUGGUGAUUUCGUUUUUUAGUUUUAAUUCUAAAUGUAUAUUUAAUAAGUAAUCCCUAUUUUAAUAAAUCCAUAUUGACUUGAGUAAAAAUCAGAAAA
Molecule: messenger RNA, 1182 nt
Organism: Drosophila rhopaloa
Lineage: Eukaryota; Metazoa; Arthropoda; Insecta; Diptera; Drosophilidae
Product: circadian clock-controlled protein daywake
Exons: 3
Coding region: 72-854 (260 amino acids)
Source: RefSeq, a predicted model, not a curated record